This is a messenger RNA of Benincasa hispida (wax gourd), 1507 nucleotides long. RefSeq names its product remorin 4.1-like. The record is from RefSeq and is a predicted model, not a curated record. NCBI's taxonomy places the organism in Eukaryota, Viridiplantae, Streptophyta, Magnoliopsida, Cucurbitales, Cucurbitaceae.
CAAACAAACAGACCCCUUUGGAAUUUUAUUCCCAAAAAGUCCCUUUUCUCUCUUUCCCUCUUUCUCCCUAGAAAAAAGAAUCCAUUACUCAUUCAAAACACUCUAUACAUUUCUUCAAAUUCCGCCAUGUUCAACGAUCAACUACCACCACCGGGAACUUCCAGUGCCACUCAUGCCGGAGACGACGACGGUCAAAUUCGCGAUAUCCACGCUCUAACCUCGCCGCAACCACCACCGGCGACGGUUAAUCGAAACCGCCGCGGAGAGGCUUGGGAAACGACGAGCCAGAGAUCGACUUCAAUCGUUAGCGAAGGUAGCAGCUCCAGUGAGAACUUCACCUCCAUGAGUCGAGAGUUCAAUGCUCUGGUUAUUGCUGGUGCGGAGAUCGGCGAUGGUUAUCGUCAUGAUCGAUCGAUUAACGAAGCUCCGAAUAACUUGAGCCGGAUCGGAGAGGAAGAGGAUAAUACUAUGCCUGAGGUGGAGACAAAUCCGUUAGCGAUCGUACCGGAUGGCCAUCCGUUCGAUGAUCACUUAGCGCCGUCGUCGGCGAUCUCGAGACAGGAGAACGGCAGCGGCGGUGGCGCGGCGGCGACUAGAGAGAUUUCGUUGCAGAUGGUGAAGAAAGAGGAGGUGGAAACGAAGAUUAGCGCAUGGCAGAACGCGAAGAUUUCGAAGAUUAACAAUCGGUUCAAGAGAGAAAAUGCAGUGAUUAGUGGAUGGGAAAGGGAGCAGGUUCAAAAGGCAUCUUCAUGGAUGAAGAAGAUCGAGAGAAAGUUGGAAGAGAAGAGAGCAAAAGCAUUAGAAAAGAUGGAGAAUGAAGUAGCAAAAGCACAUAGAAAAGCAGAGGAAAGAAGAGCAUCAGCUGAGGCAAAGAGAGGAACAAAAGUUGCCAAAAUCAUUGAAAUAUCAAACUUAAUGAGAGCAGUUGGAAGGCCACCAGCUAAGCGCUCGUUCUUCUAAGAACAUAUUCGGGAGUGAUUCUAAAAUAGUUAAAAUCAUCUUUAUCAUUUUCAAAAUCAUUAUAAGAUAUGGUUUUAAUCAUUCAAAAUUUAAUGAUAUGAAAAUUACAUUAAAAAAUGUAAAAUUUCAUAUCAAAUUAAUUUUGAACGACUAAAAACAUGUUUUAGAGUGAUUUUAAAAAUGACAUAAGUGAUUUUAACGAUUUUAAAAUCUUUCUUUUCAUCGAAUACUCAUCUUAAAAUCCCAAUGGAUCUGUAAUUAAUUUAGGAGAUGGACAAAACCCAUCUACAAAGAGUUAGAUUUUGUUUUUAUUUUUUUUUUCUUGCAACAAAGGAAAGAUAUAUUAUUAAUACAUUAUAUCUCUCCCAAAUAUCAAAUAUCUUAGUUUCAAGUUGGUUUUAGUGUAAGGAACUUGUAAGUAAGAAAUGGGCAUUGAGUUUGGGUGUAUGUUUUUAUAAACAUUGAUUUUUCUUUUUUGGGAUAGUUUUGCUUAUUAAGUGUGUUUUUAUGAGAUCUUGUAAGGAAUAAGUUAUGUCCUUGUUGAUCU